Folsomia candida is the source of this 576-nucleotide messenger RNA. Its product is annotated as sodium/calcium exchanger regulatory protein 1. Lineage: Eukaryota; Metazoa; Arthropoda; Collembola; Entomobryomorpha; Isotomidae. Gene Ontology annotation, cellular component: cytosol; nucleus. The coding region runs from base 101 to 499 and encodes 132 amino acids. The transcript has 3 exons. Gene Ontology annotation, molecular function: fatty acid binding. The record is from RefSeq and is a predicted model, not a curated record. Gene Ontology annotation, biological process: fatty acid transport.
AGUGCAGUCAUCAUACUCAAAAUGAUUUAAUUCUCAUUGCAUUGCAGACCAGUUGGGAAUACAGUUUCGGCAUUUUUCACUUUAAUAGUUUUCAGUCAGAAUGGCGGAUCAAAUUUUGGGACGAUGGGAAUUAGUGUCCAGUGACAAAUAUGAAGACUAUCUAAAGGCAGCAGGCGUUGGAAUGAUUCAAAGAACCAUGGCUAGCAAAGCGCAUCCAAUAAUGGAAUGGUUACAGAAAGAUGGAAAAUGGGUUCAGAAGACUUCAACAGCCAUAAAAAAGUUUGAAAUAGUUUUCGUCCCUGGCGAGAUAUUUGACGAGGAAUUGGCAGAUGGAAGGAAAUCGAAGUCAACAGUUCAUGUCGAAGGGAAUACGCUUACGCAUAAGCAAAGUACAGGAGGCGAAGAGUCAGAAGUUCAACGCGUUUUUAAUGGAAAUGAGAUGGUGACCACUUUCAAAUGUGGAGGUGUCGUUGCUACCAGAGUUUUCAAACGAAUAUAAAACAGCAUAGUACAUACAUAUUCAUAAUUUACAUAAAUGACAGAGCCCGAGAAAAUAAAAUUAUUAAAUUAACACAA